Messenger RNA from Numida meleagris (helmeted guineafowl), 10851 nucleotides. It is a transcript of the gene KCNB1, whose product is annotated as potassium voltage-gated channel subfamily B member 1. Gene Ontology annotation, biological process: potassium ion transmembrane transport; protein homooligomerization. Lineage: Eukaryota; Metazoa; Chordata; Aves; Galliformes; Numididae. The transcript is spliced from 5 exons. Gene Ontology annotation, molecular function: protein binding; delayed rectifier potassium channel activity. Bases 8149 to 10740 code for a protein of 863 amino acids. Gene Ontology annotation, cellular component: membrane; voltage-gated potassium channel complex. The record is from RefSeq and is a predicted model, not a curated record.
UCAGGAUCUCGCUUCUGUACAGCUGCAGUUUUCCCGAGCAGUUUUUCUCCAUCUCUUUGCAGUGCGUUGUGCUAUACGUAUGGAUGCUUGACCCCUCCUGGCAUAGCCCACGCCGUUCCUGCGUGAUUCCUUGGGUGUGUGGCUGUGUCCCAGAGCGGGGCACUGUGCUGCAGCCAGCCUGGGUUCCUGCCCUGCUCCCUGACAGUGCAGCGCUGCGAGCCCCCUGCUCGUGUUCCCGUGCGGAGCUUGGUCCCGCUCUGGUGGCAGCAGCGUGUCCUGGCCCAAGUGUCCCCAUGGGAUGGGGAGUGACAGCGAAAGCCCCGGGCUGUGCUGGAGUCCCCGGGAAGAGGGAAUGGGUGGGAGGAAGGCGCCAUGGGGUGGGGUUUUGUCCUUCACCGCAGCAAAGCCAGCCUCAGCCCGGUAUCCCCGAUGUCUGCUGGGUGAGGAAGGGAUGCAAAAUGGGAGAAAUGAAAAAAUAAAAUGACCGACGAGCUCAGAGGAGGUUGGCCUAGGGAAAAACAGAUGCGAAUGGGAUGGGAAAUCCCAGCGUUUCUGAGAGACUGGAAAAACACAGAGUGAAACCAAGCACACAUCCCAAAGCGCCUGGGGACGCUGAGCAACCGCAAACACAACAUCCUUGUGGCCAUCAGGACGUUGUAGAGAUGAAGGCCAUACGAGUACACAGGUGGAUGCAUGGGUGAAAUGGCUGCAACGAGUGGAAGAGGCACUGCUGGCACCUCUACUCAGAGAUGGCACAACCACGAGGGGCACAUCUCCACCUUCCUUGUGUCCCAGCCUGCAGCAUGGUACUGAACACGUGCAAGAGGUGAAGAAGCUUCCAGCAAAUGAACAAGGACGACAGCUGCUUGCUCUUUGAAUGUGAUGACGGAGGAGAAGUUUGGGAGUGUAUUGUGAAUUCCUGAAGUGCUGGGGCGUAAUGGCUGAAGUGAGGGCCUUUUACAUUUUGCAUUACAGGGGCUGGGCUUAUAAUGUUUAACAUACAGAGAAAGGCAAAGGCAAGGAGCUGACACCUCCCUUGAAACAAGAAUCUCGAUGAUGGUAAUCCUGAAGAAUUCCUGUUAUUGUUAUUGCUUUGGUUGGUGGGGUGGCAUAGCAUAAAUGCCAGGAACAGGGAAUGCAGCCUCAUUUGUCAAGGACUGUAUGAAUCACAGGGUUGGAAGAUUGCAUUCUGAGAGGUGGAGAAGGAGGAUGGAGGGAUGGGGACAGCAGUGGCACUGGUGCAGAAAUGCCCCCUGAGCACAGCAACUGUCCCCAGCUGGUGACAGCUGUGGCCUGUGUCAAAUAAAGCAUCUUGUUAGAAACAGGUGACAAUGAUUUCUGGCUGCCACAGGUGCAGCUGGGUCCUGCUGAGUGUCCCUCCAGGCCCAGUGCGGGUGCAGGUGGUGACUCCCAGACAGAUCCACUGCCCUUCUCACACAGGAAGGCCAGUGGGUUUUAUGGAAAUGCUGCAUUAUGAUUACUUUUCACAGAUAAAGCAUUCACCAGAGCUCUUAAUUCUGUGUUAUCAUGAGGAGUUUGGGCAGCAAAAUGCUUUUUAGAGCACUCCAUUGCUAGGAGUUCAGAGAUGGGAGUAAACCUCAAUUUCUAAGCAGUUGCACUUCUUAGAUGUUUAAUCAUGCCGGAAAAUGGCAGUCUCAAGAGAGCAGGGGUGGUUGGGGCAGGUGUUGCAUUAAGGGUUCUGCUGUAAGGCUUUUGGGAACCUGGGUGCCCAAAUCUGAAGCAAUUGGAGGUGGGGAAUGGAUUCAGCUAUGCUGAAGAAGGGCUUCAGCUGGGGUCCUUACAUAGUCCUGCUCUGUGCUCCCUGCGAGUGCUGCCCUGCUCUCAGCAUCCUCCUCCUUUCUCAUAGAGCUCAUUUGGGGUGGAUUGCUGCAGUGUUGUCGUGUUGUAGGAUUACAUGCAGCAUGCUCAUUUUGGUUAGUGAGUGUUAGGAGUUACCACCUGGCAGCACUCCUGCAUGAAGGGAAAGGGCAGACUGAGGAGAGCUCAUUGAAAUGCAUGCGGAGCUGUUCUGUCCCAUGUGAAGGAGUUUAAUCCGAGAAAGCCUUCAAGAAUGGCUUAAUGCAGCCUUCCUCAUCGCCCACAAACACUUUGGGGAAAAACAGGGAAGGAGAAGAGCGUUAGAUAAGCUGCUUUAAAGUGAUCUUCAUAAUCCUGAGAAUUAAAAUGUAUCUUAUUAAAUACGUGUUACAGAUGCCAAAUAACCCAAGAAAGGCUGGAAGUGACCCUUCCCACGGGCAAUUCAUGGGAUUUCUGCAGCUGUACCCAAGGGUCACCAAAAUCAGAGUUCUCCCCACUCCCAGGAGAUGCCAGCCCCCACUCCUGCCCACAGCAUUAAAUAUCUGCUUGGAAGUAGAUCCAAAGGCUGUCCUAAUGUUACUCUGCAGCCAUAGACAUGAGGCUUUCUGACCCCUUUGCAGCUCCAGCAUUAAUUACUGUUGAGUGGCCUAAAAGGAAGGAAGAAGGAGAGCGUUUCCUCAUAGCUGAGGGCAAAUAGGAGCAGGGAGUGGCCAGGCAGGGCUGGCUUCAUGCAGGGUUUUCAAUUCUUGCCUGCUUACUGCAAGGUCUUCAGGAAAAAAUGAGAGACAGAAAGUUUAGCAUGUUGGUACCACCUCCAACGUUGCCCUUCCCCAAGGUGCAUGAGCCUGGUGACAGCUGCUGCUGGGGGGAGCCCCUGAGCAGCACGUUCCGCUGCACACGAAGCAGAGUCCUGGCAGGAAUCACCGAGGGAUAUCUCUUAAGAUUUAGAAUACAUUUUGCUGCUCAUUCAUCCUCCAUCCCACACAGCUUUUGGCAGGUUGCUUUAAUCCUUCUGUCUCAAUUUCCUUCAGUGUGAAAGGGGAUGUUGUGGUGUUGCCUCCCAGGAACUGUCUGAAAUUGCUCUCUGGCUGCAGCGUUUUUUGAGGCAGUUCUCACUCCUAGGAGCCUGGCCGCAAGGUGGAUGGCACAGUCGGGUGCGUGGUCACCCCAGUGAGAGGUCAUUGCACCACCUCAUGGCUGGCAGAUGUGGCUCCCUCCUGAUGGAUGCUGGGUGAUGAAUAGGAGCCACCAGCCCCUGGUGGCCUAAUAAAUUCCCAGCUGCUGAAUAAUACAGCGAGGCAAAUUGCUUUACAGAAUCCAGUGCUUAAAGCUAAGUGUUAGAUAACGCCUUACAGGCGGCUGCUUGUCCCUCUGUGCCAGCCCUGCCCAAACAGCACAAGAGGGGAAGAUAAAGCAUCUCCUCAACCCCUACACAGAAUCAUAGAAUCAUAGGAGUUGGAAGGGAGCUUUAAAGGUCAUCUAGUCCAACUGCCCUGCAAUGAACAGGGGCGUGUACAUGGGGUGUGGGGAAAGCAGCAUCCCCAGGGGACCAAGCACUGCUGUGAGUCAGGAUCCCAAAGAUUUGGUCUGUGGUAUUGAUAUGUAGAAAAAAAGUUAAUUUCUCAAAUCAUUCUGCAAAUUCCCUAGAAGAGAGUUGAUGAGGCAAAUCACCCCUUCAGGGACAUUUGUUCCUCAGCCAGCAGAAAAGUCUGUGCUUUUUUAUGAAAUAACUGCCUUUGGCUUCAGACCUUAUGUGAAUGGGGCAGAUGUGGAAGGGGGUGGUGUUUUGAACACCCACCCACCUCAGGGAACGGGCUGGUUCCCAGCCUCAUCUCCUACAGGGAGACCAGAGCGGGUCUGGCAGAGCCAUCCCCAGGAAGUGAAGCAGCGAUGUGUGUGCUUGUGGUCAGUGAGCACAGAGAGGCAGCUUAAUAGCUGCAGGGGAGGAAAGGCAUAUCCUGGGAAGGGCAGUGUGCUGGAGACAGAGGGAUAGCUCUGAGUGUGCUUUGUGGGAAUCUGAACCAUGCAGUUCCCUGGUAACCCAUUUGUAUUGGCAUGUUUGCUACCCAAGUUUGAGUGAGCUGAUAUCUUCAGGUCCUUUCAGGACAGGGUGCCCAUGUGGCUACUCUGCCCCUAGAUACAAGAGGCCUGCCCUUACCUGUCUUUUCUCAUCCAAAUCUGAGCCAGCAGAGACUCUGCCCUCUGCCAAGUAGCAUUUGCCCUCUACUCCUGGUCCCUGCUGAGACCUCUCUGCCCUUCUCUCCUCCACCUCUUGCAGCCAAGCAGGCAGCUCAGCCCUCCCACAUCCUCCAUUGCCUCUCUGAGGACCCCAGAAUGCUGGCAGAGGCUCAGUUAUUUGCACCAACUGCGAUGGACUUAAAAACGUAAAUGAACAAUUUGGGAAUGGCUCUCUUGUCCCAUGGUGUGAUAAAGAGCUGGGGUAGUAGAGGGCAAAGUGAAUGGCGGAGCAUGCUGGGGGACAAGCCUAGGACCAGGAGAACAGUGACCAAACCUGCCCCGUGCAGCAGAGCUUACUCCAUCCGCAGCACCAAGGGCUGCAGCUUCAGCUGAAACUCUCCCAAAGUGGCUUUCACAACAGAGAAUGUAACAAUGAUGAAGCCCAGCUGUUGCUGACAAUGACAUCCAGGCUCUGCUUGGCUUUUCUAAGGAGGGCACGGCACUUAAGGUUCAUUUUUGGAUUGUAUUUUGCUACUUGCUUCCAGCAUUUUUCCCUGGUAUUCCACUGUUUUCAUGCUCUCAGGCUCUUGGUCGUACAACCACUCUGCACCAUUCGUCUCAGUUCCUUCUGCACUUUUCAACGCUUGUUACAGACCUCUGCCAAGAAACCUGAUAAUUUUCUUUCCCAUUUAAGGGAAAGGAUUUUGGACUAUAAAAGAAAUCUCCAUUAUAUCUUAAGUGUUUCUGUGCCGGAAAGAAAAUCCCUGGAAACUAAGGGAAUCCUUAAAGGGGCAUAAUAGGAAGCACUGGAACUGAGACAGCUCAGUGUAUGACAGCCUUUCCCACUCGUAAGAGCAAGCACAGGGCCCUGGGGCUGUGAGAACAAUAUGGGUUAUUGUUACAACUUCUAACUCAAUUUAGGAUAUGAAAACCAGCAUCCCUCAGCAUCAGGAACUGGCCAAAGCUCAUGAGCCACCAAAGCCGCUGUGCCACUCUGCUGGAAACCCAUUGUUCCAAAUGCCAUUGCUGUGACAGCUGCAGGCUGGUUUAUGUGCAAGGAGCCUCUCUUUCUCACAGCCAUUAGUUCACUGUGACUGGUACAAUGAUGUGAAUCAGCCUCUUCUCCUGCUUCAAAGGAUGGACAGGAGAUGCCCGACUGCUGUGCGGUGUGGGUGUUUGUGAAGAUGUGAUACUUUUCCUUAUGCAGGCAGAGGAGGCACUGCAGAGGGACGUUGUCACGUCUAGGCUCAGCCUGCUUUGCUGUCAUAAAAUUGCAGAAUCAUCAAGGUUGGAAAAGGCCACUAAGAUCAUCAAGUCCAACCAUCAACCCAUCACCACCACAACACGUAUGGCCGUGCUGUGGUCAUGUUGUGGUCUGAGAAACAGUGCCUUCCACACUCUUCUGCCUGGCAGGUUAAAUCCAGGGCUGUAUAUACCACUGCCUAUGAGCCCAGGGGAGCACAUUUGUGUCAUACUCUGCGCAUUUCCCCUUAAGUACUUGAGGUUUAAAGUAUUUCCUUGUCAAUAAUGGCUAUAAUACGCAGAGAGGAAGAGGGUUUGCCACGGGCUGCAUUCAGGCAUUUGGCUGGCUCCAUAGGCUGUGGAAAUAACAAACCAUAAAUAAAGUUUGGAGAAGCUCAGGGUACAAAAAUAUCAAUCAAAAGGAAUAUCUAAAGCAAGAGCAGGUUAGAUAACCUUGGAGAAGGGAGAGCAGACAGCACAUUUCUGCAUCCUCAGGCCUGCACUGCCCCUUGCUGACAAACUCGCUAGCCGUGGAACAAGAAGUGCUGCAGAGAACGGACAUCCUGGGGCUGGGAAUGUUCUCUCCUCUCAUCCAGGCUCCCUGAUCACCACAGGCACAGCCAUCUGCAGGGUGCCCUCCUGCAGUUCUACCUGACGCUUGAACAUGAUCCUUCAACACUCGCAAGGAGGAUGUGGAAGGGUGAACAGUGUGGGAGCAGUGCUUCCAUGCUGCCCUUUUUUGUCCCCUCUCCAUGGCUGGUUCCCUGGCCUCUCGCCAGUCCAUGUGAGUGACAUGGGCAGUGUAGCAAGAGUGAUGUGGAAAGAUACAAAUGGCUUGCAAAUAAAAAUGAAUUGCUUCUCUCCCAGUGAUUUAGCUGUAUUGAAUCUGAUGCAUGUCCCUGUAUUAGGCUACUUGUCAUUUUCCCUCCAACCAUUCUCUUCGUGCAGAAGAGUGGCCUCCAUUUGUCACAACAGGAGAUAAUGUGCCCUGGAUGCCAGUGCUAACAAACAAAUAACCUGCUCUCAUACAGCACUGCCAGCUGGAAGUUUCAAGGCACUUUGUAACCAUUAACAGAUUUAGCUUCACAGCCCUGAUCAGGAAUUUUCAUCUCUAUUGUAAGAGGAGUAAAGUAGGGUCUAGGGGUGAAACUAGAAGUGAAAGUAAGAGGAGAACCAAAGUGCUCUGGAUACUGAUUGUAGGUUUUCUUGGGUUGGGGGAGCUACUUCAGCAGAGGUGGGAUUAGACUUGUCGACGGGAUUUAUUCCCAAAUUUUCCCUCACCUCCACACUGAGUGAUUUUCUAUGCCUUAAUUUCCCCAACUGCAGAAGGAAGGCAGUGACUCACUUCUCCUUAUAAGAAAGAAGUCUGAAAAAAAAAAAAAAACAAAACAAAAAAAAAACCUCGUUGAGAUUUCAGAAGGUCAUCUCUAAAACAGAUAUGGACAUUCAAAUACCACAAAUAAUAGCAUAACAGUGAUAUUGCAUACACUAGGCAAUGGGAGGCAGGUGGGGGUAAGUGGAGGAGCAUAUGAAGUAGGGAGAAGCAGCACUGGGAUCCUUUUUCUCAAGUUAAUCACAUAGACACCAGGUUCAUGGUUUAGAAACCUCAUAAUAAGAACUGUCACUACAGAGUCCAAGAGGCACGACCAACCAUUGCAAAGGGGAGAAAAGGCUAACAAGCAGAGCUUGUUACCUCUGCCGUGUACCUCUGCUACACCCACCUACACAGGUGAGCUGCAUUAAGUGGUGCUAAUAUACCCAUUAAAUAAUGCUAAUGAAGGUGCAGGCUCCUGCUGAGACCCAUUUUCCCUUCUUGGAGGGGAAGGAGAAUAGAGUGCUAGCAGAAUACUUUGAAUGCUCUGUUUUCUGGUUAGCAGAUGCUCUGUUACUUAGAGAUCCCUGAUCAGAAAUCCAUUAUUAUUCCUCCCAUCUUUAUCUGCAAAUACGUGUAACAAUUUCAAGCACAGGCUUUCCCUUUGAUGAGAGAUUGCUGGUGUGAGAUUGAUACCCCAACUCACUCCUUGCAUGAAGAUGUGCAGCUUCACAGAGCUCAGCUGCUCCUAGCUCAGCAAGCAGGGCCUAGAAAGCCAUAACAGCCCUGCUGGGCUUAUCAGCACUCUGCUUGUUUUUCUCCUGGCACCAAUCCCUGCUCCUGCUUUCGCGGAUGAUACCACCGGGAGCUGGAGGAUGGUGAGAAUAGUCCUACUGCUACGGAAGGAUGCUGCAGCUCUCCCCUUGGUUUUAGGUCUGGUCCAGGCGCUUCAUCCGCUGUAAAUCAGCCCCGGGGCGGCAGGGCCAGGUCAGGAAAGCGUUAACCUUCCCUGCAAUGCUGCAUCCCAGCUCACGGUGGAGCUGCCUUCCUCUCUUCCACCCCCAACUUCCAAUUCACUCCAAACAACUCCGGGACAGAAUUGCAGGGAAAAGCCGGAGGUUCAGACUAGACUUGUUGAUCUCCGUUUUGAGGCAGCAGAAGGAAGUACCAAAGCUUUCGUUUGUGUCUUCACCAAGAGAAGGCUGGGGGAAGGGGGCAGAUGCGGCUUCGGAGUUGACGGCGAGCAGGAGCGAGGAGCUGCAACCGAGGGAAGGCCUUGGAAAGCUUCCUGCCGAGGGAUCCGAUUUACCUCGCUUCCCUUCCCCCCGCCCCCCGGGCUCCGUGGCCAGAUCGGAGCGCGGCCGCCAUCCCUCCGCCUCGAGGCUGCCCGCGGGGGGAUGCGAGCGGGGCCAUCCCGGCUGCCCGCUCCGCCGCACGAUGUAGCCGCCCUCGGUCCCGCACAGCUCCGCGUCACCUCGCUGGGAGCCCGCAGGAGGAGCUCUGGGGCAUGGAGGGGAAGGAGAGGUGAGGAGAGCCGGCCCCCCGCGUGCCCUGCCCCACGCCGCACCUUGGAGCAUCCAGCCUGAGGGGGACCAGAGAUGCCUCUGGGGAUGAAUAAGCAUGGAUCUCGCUCUACUACCUCUUUGCCUCCGGACCCCACGGAGAUCGUCAGGAGCAAGGCCUGCUCCCGCAGGGUCAAGCUCAACGUGGGGGGGCUGGCCCAUGAGGUUCUCUGGCGGACCUUGGACAGGUUGCCACGGACCAGGCUGGGUAAGCUCAGAGACUGCAACACACACGACUCCCUCAUGGAGAUCUGUGAUGACUACAACCUGGAGGAGAAUGAGUAUUUCUUUGACAGGCACCCCGGGGCAUUCACUUCAAUCUUGAACUUCUACCGUACUGGCAAGCUGCACAUGAUGGAGGAGAUGUGCGCCUUGUCCUUCAGCCAAGAGCUGGACUACUGGGGGGUGGAUGAGAUCUACCUGGAGUCCUGCUGCCAGGCCCGCUACCAUCAGAAGAAGGAGCAGAUGAAUGAGGAGUUGAAGAGAGAAGCUGAGACAUUGAGGGAAAGGGAAGGGGAGGAAUUUGAUAACACUUGCUGCGCUGACAAAAGGAAAAAGCUCUGGGACCUACUGGAGAAGCCCAACUCCUCCGUAGCUGCCAAGAUUUUGGCAAUCAUUUCCAUCAUGUUUAUUGUACUAUCUACAAUUGCCUUGUCCCUUAACACACUUCCUGAACUACAAGGCAUGGAUGAAUUUGGGCAGACCACAGACAAUCCUCAACUUGCCCAUGUGGAAGCAGUGUGCAUUGCAUGGUUUACAAUGGAAUACCUCCUGCGGUUCCUAUCCUCGCCUAAGAAAUGGAAGUUUUUCAAAGGCCCACUGAAUGCUAUUGAUUUGCUAGCUAUCCUACCAUACUAUGUCACUAUCUUCCUCACAGAAUCCAAUAAAAGUGUACUUCAGUUCCAAAAUGUACGACGAGUGGUCCAAAUAUUUCGGAUUAUGAGGAUACUCCGGAUUCUAAAGCUUGCCCGGCACUCAACGGGUUUACAGUCCUUGGGGUUUACACUGAGGAGAAGUUACAAUGAACUUGGCUUACUCAUCUUGUUUUUGGCUAUGGGCAUUAUGAUCUUUUCCAGCUUAGUGUUUUUUGCAGAAAAGGAUGAGGAUGAUACAAAAUUCAAGAGCAUCCCAGCUUCUUUCUGGUGGGCAACAAUCACCAUGACAACAGUAGGCUAUGGAGACAUCUACCCCAAAACACUUUUAGGUAAAAUAGUAGGAGGACUGUGCUGCAUUGCUGGAGUGCUGGUGAUUGCUCUUCCUAUCCCAAUUAUUGUCAAUAAUUUCUCUGAGUUCUACAAAGAGCAGAAGAGGCAAGAGAAAGCCAUUAAGCGCAGAGAAGCUCUUGAAAGGGCAAAAAGGAAUGGUAGUAUCGUCUCCAUGAACAUGAAAGAUGCAUUUGCCCGUAGUAUAGAACUUAUGGACAUUGUGGUUGAAAAGAAUGGAGAAAGCAUAGCCAAAAAGGAUAAAGUUCAGGACAAUCAUUUAUCUCCCAACAAAUGGAAAUGGACCAAGAGAACGCUCUCUGAAACUAGCUCUAGUAAAUCUUUUGAAACUAAGGAACAAGGAUCUCCAGAAAAAGCUAGGUCAUCUUCAAGCCCCCAACACCUGAAUGUCCAACAGCUAGAAGACAUGUAUAACAAAAUGGCAAAGACUCAGUCACAGCCAAACCUUAACACUAAAGAGUCAAGUCAACCUGGAAAGCAAAAGGAAGAGCUAGAAAUGGAGACCCUUCCAGGCCCUAUGGUGCCCUUGCUGACAACUCGCGCCGAUGGGAUAAUUGACAUGAGGAGCAUGUCCAGUAUUGACAGCUUCAUAAGUUGUGCUGCAGAGUUCCCUGACUCUGGGAGAUUUUCCCACAGCCCGCUUGCUACUCUUCCCUGCAAAGGUGGCAUUAAUGUGAUUCAGGAGCAGAGCAGAGCGGAAGGGAGCAGUGCCAGAUUUGCAGAAAUAAACCCAAGCUCUGAAGGCAGCCACCGUUCUGCUUUUUUCAUAGAAAGUCCAAAAAGCUCCAUAAAGGCCAGUAACCCUUUAAAACUAAGAUCUCUGAAAGUCAACUUCAUGGAGGAGGACACCAGCACAUUAGUACCAGCAUCAAAUGUCCUGAGAAUAUAUCCAGACACUCUCAAGAGCAGGGGAGCUGCUGCUGCCACUGUCACAGAUACUUCCUUACUCUCUGACAGAUCUCUCAUGAGCCCAGAAACCUCCAUCUACACAACUGCAAGUGCAAGAACACCUCCAAAGUCACCAGAGACACAGACACCCAUAGCUUUCAACUUCCAUGAUGCCGGUAUUCACAAAUACAUAGAUGCUGACACUGAUGAUGAAGGUCAGCUGCUUUAUGAUUCAAGUCCUCCUGGAAAUGUGAGUCCUAAAUACAAUGUAACAAACAUUGGUUAUCUAAAGCAAAAGGACAAUGUUUAUAGAACAGAGAAGAACCAUCUAGAAGCUGCUGCUUUACCCACCUCCCCUAAGCUAAUAGGACAAAACUGCAUUUACUCUAUGGAAGGUAUCACUGGAAGAACCCAGGGCAAUCAGGAGACUGUCAGACUAGAAAAUCACAUUUCCCCAGAAGUCCAUGUAUUACCAGGCAGUGGAGGACAUGCUAACACACAUGAUCAAAGCAUCUGAACAGGCUCCAAAAGAACUUACUGAAAGUUUAAAGGAAUGUCCUUACAGUCAACACAAAAAAAAAAAAAAAAAAAGAGCUUCUGCAUGGCAUGAACUUGGCUGAAACAAGCC